UUUUAAGUGGGACAGCAUGUACAUACUCAUUGCAUGUUGAUAAUCAAUAGCAACAAAAAUUACAGAACAAAUGCUAGAUGGUAAUUAAAUUAAAAUUUAAAAAUGAGUGAAGGAACUGCAAGUGAUUCAGUUAGUGAUGCAAAUUCAGAAACGCAAAGCCUAUCAAAAAAUGACUCAAAACAAAAAGUUGAUAUUCUACUGAAACCGACUGGAAAUGCACCAAUUAUGAAAAAGAAAAAGUGGACGGUUGAUGCUGAUAAACAACUAGGAUGGAUUAUUGAAUUUGUAAAGAAGUAUUUGAAGUUAGACUCUGAGGAACAAUUGUUUCUCUACAUAAAUCAGACGUUUGCUCCUUCUCCAGAUCAAACAGUACGAAAUUUGUAUGACUGCUAUAGUACAGAAGGAAAAUUAGUUUUACAUUAUUGUAAGACUCAAGCAUGGGGAUAACUUGUUGUUGUAAUAAUUUUAAUAGGAUAUAAUACUUUUUUAACUAUCUAAAUAUAAAAGUAAUGUUUAAAGUAAACUGUUUUUGUGAUAAAUUUGUAAAAUUUUAAAAGGAUAAUUAAGUAGCAUUUAAAUGUUUAUUUUAAAUUAUUGAUUUAAAUGA
Molecule: messenger RNA, 607 nt
Organism: Agrilus planipennis (emerald ash borer)
Lineage: Eukaryota; Metazoa; Arthropoda; Insecta; Coleoptera; Buprestidae
Gene: Atg12
Product: autophagy protein 12-like
Exons: 3
Coding region: 103-447 (114 amino acids)
Biological process (GO): C-terminal protein lipidation; nucleophagy; autophagy of mitochondrion
Cellular component (GO): cytoplasm; Atg12-Atg5-Atg16 complex; phagophore assembly site membrane
Source: RefSeq, a predicted model, not a curated record